Molecule: messenger RNA, 1221 nt
Organism: Aspergillus chevalieri
Lineage: Eukaryota; Fungi; Ascomycota; Eurotiomycetes; Eurotiales; Aspergillaceae
Product: glycoside hydrolase family 16 protein
Exons: 3
Coding region: 1-1221 (406 amino acids)
Biological process (GO): glucan catabolic process
Molecular function (GO): hydrolase activity, hydrolyzing O-glycosyl compounds
Source: RefSeq, a predicted model, not a curated record
AUGGCAAACACGCAGCUGUACUCCGGUGACGACUACAGUCGAUACGGCGGCGCAACCUCGCAAUUCCCCAAGUUCAAGUUACCUCCGCAGUAUACUGCCCAACUUUCGCCGAAUCCGGACUAUCCCUACACCCCGGUCAACACCAGACACCCUACAAUCACUCCAACAUCUGCAGCCGGUGGUACCGGUGGUGCGUUGCCCUGGUACGAACCCCGUGGAUGGUCACUGCGAACGAAGUUGAUUGUUGGCGGUGUUACUGUGGUCGUUAUCGUGGGUGUUAUUGUGGGAGCAGUGGUGGGGACGAAGAGGAAUCGGUACCCGGACUAUACGUCGUUGAACUAUAGGCUGGUGGAUGAUUACUCGGGAUCGAGCUUCUUUGACAAGUUUGAUUACUUCUCGGCGCAGGAUCCGACGGAUGGGUUCGUGCAAUAUGUGGAUCAGACGACGGCGCUGAAUCUCAAUUUGACGUAUGCCACGGACGAGUCGGUUGUUGUCAAGGUGGAUACCUCGAACACCUACGCGGCAUCUGGACGUCAGUCUGUGCGGAUCGAGUCAAAGGCUCACUACAACGAUGGGCUGUUUGUCUUCGACAUCACCCAUACGCCCUACGGGUGUGGUCUAUGGCCGGCGCUUUGGCUGACGGACGGGUAUAAUUGGCCCACGAAUGGUGAGAUCGACGUCGUCGAGACCAACAACCUGGCUACAGAGGGGAAUGCUGUAACGUUGCACAGUACCGCUGGGUGUAACAUGAAAGUCAAGCGGAAGCAGACUGGAAAGCCCAACUAUGUGACUUGCGAUAAUAGCACGCAUGGUAAUGCUGGAUGUGGAGUUCAGGCUGAGCCACAGUCCUACGGCGAGUGGUUGAACGCUCUUGGUGGAGGGGUGUACACCUUGGAGAUGCGAAAUGCAGGUAUCCGGGCCUGGUUCUUCCCGCGGGACGGUAUCCCCGACGACAUCUCCAACAGCACUCCGGAUCCCGCUACAUGGGGCACGGCAUUGGCCGACUUUCCCAGCACAAACUGCGACAUCCCUUCGCAUUUCACCAACCAAAGUAUCAUUGUUAAUAUCGAUCUAUGCGGUCAGCUCGGCGCCCAGCCGCAGUUUUACACAGAGCAAUAUCACUGCCCGGGAACCUGCGAGAAUUUUGUGGCCCACAACGCGGCUAACUUCACCCAAGCGUAUUGGGAGUUUAAGAGCUUCAAGGUCUAUCAGGCGCAGUGA